GCUUUGCAUAUCUGACAGCCAACAAAUUGGCUUUCUGUUAUUGGUGGCCGUUAGUAGUUAGCGUUCAACAAAAAACCACAUGAAAAGAUGAGUUUGAGUAUCUUUGGUGGAGACAAGCGACAGGCAUUUUUCUGGAAUAAUUAUUGCCGGUGAAAUGGAUCAAGACGGGGACGUAGUUGUCUUCAGUUGUAACGACCACCAUAUCAAAACUUUCAAGAAGAUGGAAGGUUAUCGAAAAGAUUCCAAACUAUGUGAUAUUAUUUUGGUGGUUGGGGAGAAGAGGUUAAAGGCUCAUCGACUCGUUCUCGCUGCUUUCAGCGAUUAUUUCAGCGCUUUGUUCACUGGUGAACUCUGUGAAAAGGGGCAAAGUGUGGUGCAUUUAACUGACAUGGAUCCCCAAGCUGUCGAGGAUCUCGUUCAGUAUGCAUACACUUCUCAUGUCGAAAUACGCGUAGACAACGUGGAGAACUUACUCUCAGUGUCGUGUAUUUUACAGAUUGAUGAAGUGAAGGAAGCCUGUUCUGAAUUUAUGGAGCAUCAAUUGCAUCCUAGUAACUGUUUGGGUAUUCGUGCUUUUGCGGAUGGACACGGUUGUAGCGAACUGUAUAAAAUCGCCGAUGCAUUCACAAAGGAGCGAUUUGUUGACGUUGUCAAAAAUCAAGAAUUUGUGCUUUUGAGCUCGGAAUGCGUCGCUCGGCUCAUUUCAAGCGAUGAUCUCAAUGUUUCCUCUGAAUCGCAAGUUUAUGACGCUCUCUGCGUCUGGGCAGAACACGAUAAAGAAAGCAGAAAGAAACUAUUGCCGAGAUUGCUUGGACUUGUUCGAUUGCCUCUUCUCGCGCCGGAAUUUCUUGUCGAUAAAGUGGAGAUGUCAUCACUAUUCCGUGAUAUCAGCUCCUGUAGGGAGCUCGUUAUCGAGGCAAUGAAAUACCAGCUUUUACCAAAACGGCGAUUUCAACUUCAGAAUGCAAGGACAACCCCAAGAAAGUCUACAGUUGGCAAACUUUAUGUCGUUGGAGGUAUGGAUUCAUCUAAAGGGGCAAUCCAAAUUGAACGCUAUGACCCACGCAAGAACCAGUGGUCUGUGGUGUCUCCAAUGGUUACCAGAAGGUUGCAGUUUGAUGUGGCUGUGUUAGGAGGCAAUCUUUAUGUUGUGGGAGGUAGAGAUGGACUAAAGACUUUGAAUACUGUUGAAUGUUACAAUCCAAGGACAAAACAGUGGGGUCCUGUGCCAUCCAUGAGCACCCAUCGCCAUGGCUUGGGAGUAGCAACCUUGAAUGGUCCUCUGUAUGCUGUGGGUGGCCAUGAUGGCUGGUCCUACUUAAGCACAGUGGAAAGAUUUGACCCUGAUACCAAACAGUGGAGUUUUGUUGCACCAAUGACUACAGCACGAAGCACUGUGGGAGUGGCAAUACUUAAUGGCAGACUCUAUGCGGUUGGGGGAAGGGAUGGUUCUGCUUGUCUGAGCUCAGUUGAAUGUUAUGAUCCCCACACCAACAAAUGGUCAGUAACUUGCCCCAUGUUGAAGAGAAGGGGAGGUGUAGGUGUGGCUGUUCUGGAUAAUUUUCUGUAUGCUCUAGGGGGUCAUGAUGCACCUGCCAGCCAAGACUGCUCUCGCCAAUUUGACUCAGUGGAAAGGUACAACCCUAAUACAGACCAGUGGACUAUGGUUGCACCCAUGAUCAACUGCCGUGAUGCUGUUGGGGCAGCGUGCCUUGGUGACAGGUUAUAUGCCAUUGGUGGGUAUGAUGGAUCCAAGUAUUUGAGUGCAGUGGAGUCAUAUGACCCUGAGAAGAAUAAAUGGGAAGAAGUUGCCUCUCUCAACUCUGGAAGAGCUGCAGCCUGUGUGGUGUCAGUGUCUAGUGAUGCGGUAGCAAGUUGAUGCUUUUGUUCAACCCUUACAGACUAAUUAUUAUUUGAAUUAAGGGACUGCUCUUUGACAAAGAGUUCUAAAAACUGUAAGGGCCUAAAAUGUUUCAUUUCUUGAAACCAAUUGAUUGACAGUGCGAAAUAACUAGACUGAAGUUAUUAUACUGUGGUUAGUUUGUGGUUUACUCUAGAACCCAAACCCUGAUCUUCAAAGUGAUCCGUCACAAUGAACAUUUGCAAAAUAUAAGAUAGUUAGGUUUUAUAAUAUGAGUUGACGAUGUGAAUUGGCUGCUGAAAUUCUGAAGCUGACAUAGGGAGUAUUAGCCCUUGGUCAGAGAUAAUGUAUUAGCUCUGACAAAGGGCUUUUGCUCUAAACAUCAGUCCUAGAACCUCUUCAUGAUGGCUAAUUCACAUCAUAAGCUCAGGUGAUUGAAUCAAAUUAUCCAGUAAUACCCUCCACUGAUGCAGCACCACCACUUAUUUUAAAAACAUACUUCCUUUUUCACAGAAUAUAUUAUGUGUUCAUUAUUUUCCAAGGUUGGCAGUCAUUUUUUUUUUAUCAUUUUCUAAUAGUUAUUACAGCAAAUGAAUCCACAGACAUACAGAUUAAAAUGAUGAAAGGUUUUAUGAUCAGUAUAUAUUAGUUGAAUCAAAAAUGUUUGUACAUUUCAAGUAUUUAUCAAAUAAUGGAGAUACUAUCAAGAUGCAAUCUGUUUGGACAAAAAACCUUAUUGCUCAUUAUUAGCAAUCAACAGCCAUAUACAAAUGGAAGCUGACAGGUUUUUUCAUCAGGUAAACUCAUGACAAGUGCAUUCUUUUGCUAGAAAAAAAAGUUUGUAGUUAAUUGACCAGAGUGGAGAGCAGUGUGGUCUGAAAUAAUAACUUUGUUUUCCAAAUUGAACCAGAGAGGGGAAUUGCUGGAAUUCUUGUGAAGUCUUUAGAUACAACUAGGUCCUCUACUAACAAAUUUUAUCCCUUGUCAAAAAUGUUGAGAGUUAUUAGAAUACCUUUUGAUACUCUUUGAAAAUUUCCAAUUCUUGGUUGAUAUUUAUUUUCUAUUAUUACCCCAAAGCAUUAUUUUUAUGAAUAAGAUUAUUUCAGUUCCUAUUUAUAGUGUGCAGAGUCUGAAAUUAUCACAAGUUAAAUGCAAAACUACUUACAGAAAAGGGUGAUUAUGGAACAACAAGUUUUCAGCAACAUUUCUAAGUUAGCUAAGGAUGUUGUUGGCAGGCAUGCUUUGGGGCAGUUAGCUUUGAACAAUUAACUUGAGAGGCAAAAUUUACAGAAUUAUGGAUAUUAAAUUGAUUUAUGAUAAAGUUGGCAUUGAUUUGAUCAGAAUAUAUAAAUAAUAAUAAAUCUUUGACUUUUAACCAUAAUAUAAUUUUUAUUUUGUUUGUAACUUGUAAUAAUUGUGCAAAGUUAUAUAUUAACUUAACUGCAGUGGAUCAGGAAAAUGUUGCAAGAGUUUUAUUUUGUACAUGGUGUUCUGAUUGACAACCAUCUGUCCUGGAAAUGUCACGUGGACUAUAUUGCCAUGAAGAUGAGUAAAAUUGUUGGAGUAAUAGCUCAUCUAAGACACUUCGUUCCUUUCUCUACUUUGAGAAGUAUAUAUAUCAGUCCCUCAUGCUUCCCUACUUGACAUAUGGUUUGAUAUCUUGGGGACAGGCGUCAAAAGCCCAUCUUAAUAAACUAUUGUUACUUCA
Messenger RNA from Stylophora pistillata, 3569 nucleotides. Its product is annotated as kelch-like protein 5. Lineage: Eukaryota; Metazoa; Cnidaria; Anthozoa; Scleractinia; Pocilloporidae. Gene Ontology annotation, molecular function: protein binding. The record is from RefSeq and is a predicted model, not a curated record.